Penicillium griseofulvum is the source of this 1770-nucleotide messenger RNA. RefSeq names its product STE20 family serine/threonine-protein kinase. Gene Ontology annotation, biological process: protein phosphorylation. The record is from RefSeq and is a predicted model, not a curated record. Bases 1 to 1770 code for a protein of 589 amino acids. Lineage: Eukaryota; Fungi; Ascomycota; Eurotiomycetes; Eurotiales; Aspergillaceae. The transcript has 4 exons. Gene Ontology annotation, molecular function: ATP binding; protein kinase activity.
AUGGACGACAUGGCAAGCCAUUACCAGGUGAUGGAGGAGCUGGGGAGUGGUAGUUUCGGAGUUGUUUACAAGGCCAUUGACAAGAGCGACGGCGAGAUCGUUGCUAUUAAACAUAUCGAUCUCGAGUCCAGCGAGGAUGAUAUCCAGGAGAUUCAGCAAGAGAUUUCUGUUCUGGCUACCUGCGCUAGCCCCUACGUUACACAAUACAAGGCCAGUUUCCUUAAGGGGCACAAGUUAUGGAUUGUUAUGGAAUACCUCGGAGGUGGUUCUUGUUUGGAUUUGUUAAAACCUGGAUGUUUUAACGAAGCCCAUGUAGCCAUAGUCUGCAGAGAACUUCUCCUGGGCUUGGAUUACUUGCACAACGAAGGCAAAAUCCACCGCGAUGUCAAGGCCGCCAAUGUUCUCCUUUCCCAAACUGGAAAGGUGAAGCUAGCAGACUUUGGUGUCGCUGCACAGCUGGUCAACAUCAAGUCACAGCGCAAUACAUUCGUCGGAACCCCAUUCUGGAUGGCACCGGAAGUCAUUCAGCAGGCUGGGUACGACUUCAAGGCAGACAUCUGGUCUUUAGGUAUCACAGCAAUCGAGAUGAUCAACGGAGAACCCCCACAUGCCAGCACACACCCGAUGAAAGUGCUCUUCCUGAUUCCAAAGAACCCCGCCCCUCGCCUCGAAGGCAACGAGUACAGCAACACAUUCAAGGACUUCAUUGCACAAUGUCUGACGAAAGACCCGGAUCUUCGGCCAAGCGCAAAGGAGCUUUUGAGACACAAGUUCAUCCGGAAUGCGGGCAAGGUCGAGGCACUCCAAGAACUGAUUCAUCGUAAACAGGACUGGGAUGGUGGCCGUGGUGAGUCGAGAGAUGUAAAAUACUAUGCGGAGUCUCUCAACACCAUGACCAAGCCCGGUGAUCUUGAUGAUGACGACUGGGUCUUUGACACUAUUAAGCCUCCUCCAAUGUGGAAACCCAAGGGCACGGACUGGAUGACAUUCGAUGAAGAGGACGAAAAUGUCCCCGAUCCAGCCAAAAUGAUGGAAGAACUGCACAUAAGCCCACCACCACCAGCACCGCCUAAGCACCAGGCCAAUUCCACCGUCCGCCGAGUUCCUACCGACCGAUCUCCGUCUGUCAAACGGGCUAACACUAAGCGUCGCUCAAGUGGUGUCAAACAACCCCUUGGCCUGGACUUAAGUUAUGGCAACAGCCCGUCUACAGUUCGACAGUUCCGCCGGGUGUCGGACAAAGUCCCUACCGAUCUCAACACAAAGCAGGGCUUUGAUGAGAACCAAAGCCCGAAGACGGUCCCCAUCGACUCUUCAAGCAAGGAGGCUCAGAUUGGACGACGUGCAUACAGCAAGGCAGUGGGACUUUCUUGCCAGGAAGUCCUAUCAACAACAGGAGAUGGCGAUAAACGAGAGGCAAUCUCCAGACUCGCUGAAGCCUGGAGCGACCUGGAAAUGGUCGAUCCCGAAGGCCUCUAUCACAUCGUCAGGAUCAUGAAUGAGAAGAUUCAAGCAGACUCCCGCCUCUCUAGUCUUCUCCCACCCACACAGCCCGACUCCCCUUCGCGGCCACGCCUAGUGCUGGCCCAAAAUAACCCACACCUCAAAAGCCACCGUCGUCGCCAAUCAUACGUCCCCGAAUCCCAACCCCAGUCACCCUCAUCCAUCCCCGCCCAAGCUGCAUCCGCUAUGGAACACACCAAACAACUGUCCGAUGUCCUCUACCAGCGAUGGUCAGAGGGUCUCCGCAACCGCUGGGGAGGCGCCUAG